Messenger RNA from Blastomyces dermatitidis ER-3, 207 nucleotides. RefSeq lists its product as uncharacterized. NCBI's taxonomy places the organism in Eukaryota, Fungi, Ascomycota, Eurotiomycetes, Onygenales, Ajellomycetaceae. The record is from RefSeq and is a predicted model, not a curated record. The coding region runs from base 1 to 207 and encodes 68 amino acids. The transcript is spliced from 2 exons.
AUGGCUGUCAAGAAAGCCAGGUUGAAGGUGGUGGUGUUAAUGAGCUGCGGGAGUAUCACUUUCAUCAUCACAUCUUCUCCUGCUUCUCUUGCAGCUGCAGUGGAAGUUGCUGUACUCUGCAGUGAGGUGUUGUCCCUUCUGCCAGCUGUGUCAGAGACUUUAACAGUGAAGAAUGAGUUUGAUGAGAGUGUGAUUGUUGAUGAGUAG